Messenger RNA from Selaginella moellendorffii, 1693 nucleotides. RefSeq names its product MLO-like protein 11. The record is from RefSeq and is a predicted model, not a curated record. NCBI's taxonomy places the organism in Eukaryota, Viridiplantae, Streptophyta, Lycopodiopsida, Selaginellales, Selaginellaceae. The transcript has 15 exons. Gene Ontology annotation, cellular component: membrane. The coding region runs from base 19 to 1647 and encodes 542 amino acids. Gene Ontology annotation, biological process: defense response.
CCUGUGUCUGUGGAGGAUAUGUGGCCGGCCGGCCACUCCCAACACGUUUUCGUGUGGAUUUCUUUCUCGACCAAACAUACUUAUAUCUUCGAGCGCGCGUAUGUUUCAUUUCCUCCCUGCGUAUUAGAUAGAGCUAUGGCAGGUGGCAGCGCUUCAAGAUCUCUAGAGUUAACUCCUACAUGGUCAGUAGCGAUAGUGUGUACGUUGUUCGUUGUUAUUUCGCUGCUAGGAGAGAGAUCUCUACACCAUCUCGGACAAUGGCUCUCCAGAACAAAGAGGAAACCACUCUAUGCCGCACUGGAGAAGAUCAAAGAAGAGUUGAUGCUGCUGGGAUUCAUCUCGCUUCUUAUCACCAUAACCGCGUCUUACGUCUCAAAGAUCUGCAUCAAAUCGUCCUUUUUUGAUAAGCAACGCAUGCCUUGUCUCCUCCCAUCAUCCUCUAAAAAAGAGGCCGAUCACUUGCUCGUAAGCAAUCGGCGGAGGGAACUCGCUUCACUGGAAAACUCUUGCUCGGAGGGCCACGAACCAUUUAUCUCUUUCCUGGGCCUUGAACAACUACACAGGUUUCUAUUCGUCAUGGCUGUCACUCACAUUUUAUACUCAUGUCUGACUAUGCUCUUGGCUAUUAUGAAGGUCCAUACUUGGAUAAAAUGGGAAGAAGAAGCUCACACUCAUGUGGACAAUCAGGAACAGCUAGCUGAGUUAACUAAAACCUUGACUCUAAAGCGUCAAUCAACAUUUGCUGCUUACCAUGCAUCUUCCUUGUGGAGCAGGAACAGCCUCUUGCUUGGUGUGCUCUGUUUCUUCCGUCAAUUUUGGCAGUCCGUAACCAAAUCCGACUAUUUGGCCUUGCGUAUGGGCUUUGUGACGAAGCAUAAGACACGCCCCAGAUAUGAUUUUCACAGCUACAUGAUUCGAUCAUUGGAGGAUGAGUUCAAAGAUAUUGUUGGAAUAAGCGUCAUUUUCUGGACGUUUGUUGUCUGUUUUUUCCUUUUUGAUGUUCAUGGUGUCAACUUAUUUUUCUGGAUGUCACUUGUUCCCAUCGCGAUGGUUUUAGUGGUCGGAGCGAAACUCCAGUAUGUAAUCGCUAAGUUGGCUUUGGAAGAUUCUGGAUUGUCUGGACCACGGAUAGCCGGUUUAAAACCUCGAGACACACUGUUUUGGUUCAACAAACCGCGAUUGAUGCUACAUCUGAUCCAUUUCAUUCUCUUCCAGGACGCUUUUGAAUUGGCCACUUUUCUUUGGGUUUGGUGGCAAUUCGGCUGGGACUCUUGCUUGAUGCAAAAUAGGAUCUUCUCGUAUUCGCGAGUUGUCACCGGGUUCUUGGUGCAAAUACUAUGCAGCUAUAGCACGUUACCUCUCUAUGCUCUUGUGACACAGAUGGGAUCCAACUACAAGAGAGCGAUAUUUCAAGAACACAUAGUGGACUCGAUUCACAACUGGAAGAAGGCAGCAAAGAAGAGAAACAAAGAUCACAGCAGCGUGAUGGACAUGAGCACCAUAGACCGCAGCGCGAUUGCUUCUUUUGGACAGGAGCUACGAGCGGUGCCAGAGGUAUCAUCUGUAGAGAGCGAGUUACAACAAAGGCCUGACAAGGUGGAUAUCGAAUCUGGAUAUUCAAGAUAUCUGUUAACUUUUAAUAAGUAAUUUAACAGAAAAGGAGGGCUUCAUUUAGUUAGUCAAAAAGGUAAAA